UUCUACAAGAUUAAUUGACUGAAGAUUCCGCACACAGUUUUACAUUUUCACUCAAAAGUGCACCUUGGCUCAGCUAUGGACGAAAAAGACGACGAUCUCGGUGCCUUUGAUCCCAACAUACCUGAAGAGGGACCGUCAGCGCCCCCUCCUGGCUGGCUGGAUGUCAUUCAUGGAUACCAGGGUUACAAAGGAGAUGACAACCCUCUGUACCCUCCGCCUCCUGCCUAUAACCCUCAGCCCGAGCAAGACCGAAAUACACUGGUGCCCAAUGUCCGGGUACCCACAGUGUCUGAAGACGUGGCCAGAGAAGCUUUAGUGAAGUUUGCUGAAUCCAAAUGGAGAUACAGCGCCAAACCAGCCCGCAACCUCACCUUUAAAGAUCUCAAAGCCUUCACUGUUUACAGGUACAGACUGGAGACCUACACAGAGACCAGAACCAGUGCCUGGAAAUUUGAGGCGUAUAGUGGACAGCCAGUGGAUGGGCCUCAGUAUGGUGUGAGUCCUCCUCCCUGGGACAUCCCUGUGGCUCUACCUCAGAGGUUUACUGACCUGGUCGCCAAGGUCCGCGUGCCUCACUCCUCUUUUGUGAAGACCUGCCAUACGUGCCAUGGAUGUGGAAGGACUCGCUGUGGACAAUGCUUUGGGCGAGGCAUGAAACGCUGCACUUUUUGCCACGGUCACGGUCGGUCCAGAAAUAAGCGCUGUUCUUCUUGCGGAGGUCGAGGACGCAAAAGGUGCAUCUCGUGUCAUGGUCACGGCUACAAAACCUGCUCAGUUUGUCAUGGCAAACAGAACCUGAUGCACUUCAUUGAACUCACGAUCACAUGGAAAAACAACAUAGAUAACUUUAUUCCCGACCGUCAACCUGAAUUUCCGGACAAGAAGUUUGAGAAAGUGACUGGAGACCCUUUCUUUGUGGAUGAGAGUGCACUGGUUUAUCCGAUCCAAGGCUUCCCUGAUCAGGAAAUUUGUGAAGUCUCCAGAAAACUGAUAACCGAACAUUUUAACCGCUUCAGCACAACCAGCCGCAUCCUCCAACAGCGUCAGACGAUCGAGAUGGUGCCUCUCACUCACGCUCACUACACCUACAACGGCAAAGACUUUGAUUUCUUCAUUUACGGAGUGGAAAACCAAGUCCACGCUGCCAAAUACCCCUCUGCAUGUACUAUUUUAUAACAAAUAUACUCUAAUAUUACAUUAUCCUUAUAUAGAAAGACUAGGAAUAAACUUUAUGCAAUGUUUUAACUUUCCAAACAUUGAAAACACUCCUAUAUGAACAUACUUAUUAUCUGUUGUUCAUUGUGUAGAUUUGACCUCUAUGGCCACUGGUGCCUUGAAUAUGUUGAAGUAGCAAAAUGUAAUUCUCUUUCUGUUUUCAUACAAAAUAGAAUUUAAUUUUAACUACAAGUAGGUAUGAAUGAUCACAUCACACAACUUUUCAAACCUUGGUAACAGUUCUUACAAGAUUACCACUAUUCCAGUCAUGGACCACUAUCUACUACAACCACAACAACCACUAUUACUACUAUGAAAUGAAAUAGUAAAUAUAUAUGUAUCUUAAGUAUAACGUGAUUGUAAUAUUGCAAUUGCCUUUUGGUGUCCAGAAAGGUGAAUUUAUAUGUAAAAUGUAGCCAGUGACCUUUUUCUUUUUUUUUUUUUACAAAUCACUUCUUUUCAAAACCAAUGUAGCUACCUUCUUCAGACUGGUGUCGAGUGAUGCAACAAUUAAUGCAAUAUUGUGUGUAAGGUAUCUUUAAAACUUAUGGACAAUGUGUACAUAUAUAUAUACAUACACACACACACACACACAUAUAUAUAUAUAUAUAUAUAUAUAUAUAAAUAAUCAAACAUUUCAGUAUUCUAAUGUUUUACUACAGUUUUUAUCAGAUUUCUCUAUGCUAACAAUUUUGUAAUCAUUUAUUUUUCGAAGUGCACUUUUGUAAAAUGUUUGUGUAUCAUUUUUAAGCUAGAUAUAUGCAUUUUUUUAAAAGGCUAUAAUGUUUUAUGUUUUAUCUAAAUACCUCUAUCAUUUCAACAGUAUAUUAGGGUCCAGGUUCAUUGUACAACUACUCAAAUACUAUGUACUUCAUAUUAAACUACUCAAGCACA
Boleophthalmus pectinirostris (great blue-spotted mudskipper) is the source of this 2109-nucleotide messenger RNA. It is a transcript of the gene ssuh2.1, whose product is annotated as ssu-2 homolog, tandem duplicate 1. Lineage: Eukaryota; Metazoa; Chordata; Actinopteri; Gobiiformes; Gobiidae. Gene Ontology annotation, molecular function: heat shock protein binding. The record is from RefSeq and is a predicted model, not a curated record. The transcript has 12 exons. Bases 76 to 1176 code for a protein of 366 amino acids.